Messenger RNA from Drosophila hydei, 4416 nucleotides. RefSeq names its product axin (gene Axn). The record is from RefSeq and is a predicted model, not a curated record. The coding region runs from base 1427 to 3697 and encodes 756 amino acids. Gene Ontology annotation, biological process: negative regulation of canonical Wnt signaling pathway. Lineage: Eukaryota; Metazoa; Arthropoda; Insecta; Diptera; Drosophilidae. The transcript is spliced from 12 exons.
ACAACAUACCCAGACGCAACACAACUCUGUUGUUCUAACCUCAAAGUGGCUAACAAACAAAAGUUGCCUCAAUAAUAAAUAUAUAUUUUGUUUUUGCCAUUAAAUGCAAAUUGUUAAUAACAGUGAACCGACUAUGAUGUGCACGCGUUUGAAACAUUUACAAAUAUAAAACUACCCACAAGCAACUAAACGUCCAUUGAAAUCAAACAACAAAAGCAGCAGCAGCACAACCAGCAGCAGCAGCAGGACCGAGGCAACAUAAAUACAAAUACACAAAAUAGAGACGAACACGCAAAUAAAUAAAUAGAAAAUACAAAACGCAGCAACUGAAAGGCAUAUGCAUAAAGCAAGUGUUAAGUGCUGAGCAAUGUUUUAGUUAAUUUCAACCUAUAUUUCUAAAACUUUGGAUGUGAAGCUGAAAAUGAAAAAUGCUUUAAAUUACGAUUUUCAUUACGUUCUCUCUGGCCGCGAGUUGCCAGAGGAGUUGGUCGAGACUUUUUCUACUCCUGCCAACACCACAGUGAUUUAAAUACAAAAUAUACGUCCGUCGUGCAACGAAAAAUGCACUUAAAGACAAUCGCAACAAAUAACAACAAAAACAGCAACAACAACACCUAACGAAAUCAGAGUCCGCGUCCAUCGGUGCUGGUGACUGCAAAGACACCCAUCACUAAUACCUUACCACAUAUAACCGGCGAGUGCGACUGAAACAGAAGCUGUUGCUCGUCCUUUGCCUUGUUUUUAGCAUUUAAUUUGAUUGUUUGCCAUUGUCGUGCCUCUCCAAAACACUCUUGUUAUAAUUGCUUUUCAUUGUUUACGUUUAUUGGCACAUUUGUUGAACAUUCUUAGCCCAUUUUACAUUUAACAUUAAAUUGUGCAAUUUCCGAGUGAUAACGGUUUAUAGUUAGAAAACAAAUCCCUUGUUGAGCAUUUAUAUCAAAAUGAAAUCUUCCUUGUCGCAUUUGCCAUCGAUAUCACGUCCAGCCGCUACAGCCACAGCAAGAGCAACAUCAACAGCAACAACAAUAAUAAACCCGUCCAAUUCCAACUUCUCGUUACCAUCAUCAAUGCAUUUGCUACGCUCGACGAGGACCCUUCGCUAUCAAGCAAAACAAAUGGCUUAAAAGGAAUCCGAAUAAAUUGCAGUUUUUAGAAUCCCAAAAUCUCCUUUUAUCCACACAAAAUUAAAUGCAAAUUACACAUGCCUUGUCUAACUGCCUUCCAAAUUCGCAAACGAUAUACAUACACCAAGAGCAUCUUCCAUAUCCCAAAUAUUUCUAAAAUAUCUGGCGUUUGUGAUUUGUUAAAACACGUUUGAUUGUAUUAGGACUUAGAACUUAGGACUAGAUAAAAUAUUAACACACAGCACAGCAACAGUCCAGUGUGGAUCCACGGCAAAAGAAAGGAAAGGAAAGAUUAGAGUGGCAUGAGCCAUCAAUUGGGACUCCGGAAACAUGGUGAUAAUGAGUGUAGUGGGCCACGACCACCUGUACCCGGAGAAGAGAGCCGAGUUAAAAAGAUGACCGAAGGGGUAAUAGACACCUCUAAGAACUCACCUCCAUCUUAUCUAAACUGGGCCCGCACGCUAAAUCAUCUGCUCGAGGAUCGCGAUGGGGUGGAGUUGUUCAAGAAAUAUGUGGAGGAGGAGGCGCCCGCCUACAAUGAUCAUCUCAAUUUCUACUUUGCCUGCGAAGGUCUGAAGCAGCAAACAGAUCCCGAGAAGGUUAAGCAAAUAAUCGGAGCCAUAUAUAGAUUCUUGCGCAAGAGCCAACUGUCUAUAUCUGAUGAAUUGCGCACGCAAAUCAAGGCCAUCAAAUCGAAUGAGAUUCCGCUCAGUCCGCACAUUUAUGAUCCCAUGCAGCAGCAUGUGGAGGCGACCAUACGGGACAACAUCUAUCCGAGCUUCCUCUGCUCUGAGCUAUACAUUCAGUACAUACAGCUCAUGUCCGCUGUGCAGGAGCGCUGCAGCAGCAGUGGCGCCACAGCGACAGGCAGUGCGGGCAGCAGUGGCAGCGGCGGCAGCUGUGGCAGCAACAAUGGCAGCACUGCCGGCGCCUGUGCUCUGCCGACGGCAGCAAGCAAACAACUAUUGGGCGCUGGUGGGGCUAGCGGCGGAGCAGUUGGUGCAUCAAUUCCACCAGGCGUCUUCAUCAAUUUGCCGAUGAGCAGCGGUGCAGCGCUUCCAGCUGGCACUUGCAGCGCCAGUGGCAGUGUCUAUGGUCCAUCAACGUCGGCUAGCUCCAGUGGUUCGAUCAGUGCCACCGACACACUGCCGCGCAGCUCCACGUUGCCCACGCUGCAUGAGGAUUCGGUGCUGUCGCUAUGCGAUGAUUUCGAGAAGGUGCACGUCGAGGGCGGAGGUGGUCGUGCCCAUAUCGAUUUACCUAUGCGUCUCACGCGCGAUCUUCUGAUAGCAACUCAGAAAAGAAGACUGGAAAUUAGACCUCCCGGAGCUCAUGGUUAUGUGUAUACUGCGAGCACCAAUACAUCCUUUGUACCAAACUCUCGCGUCGAUUCGGAGAGGGCGAGCGUUAGCUCCGGCGGCCGCACCGACUCCGAUACCAUGUCGCUGUCCAGCUGUUCAAUGGAUGGCCGCCCUUACAUAGAGCGCAGACACAGCUCGACGGAGAGCAAAGCCAUACGGCAAAGCGCCAUGGCGAACAAGGAAACGAACAGCUUUCAAGUUAUACCCCGCACGCAACGAUUACAUUCAAACGAGCAUAGACCGCUGACGGAAAAUGAACUAUUGGCUCUGCUGAUACCCAAGCUGGAGGAGGUGAAACGCAAACGCGAUUUAGAGGAACGUGCACGCUUAGAGCGCAUGCCCGGCACCUCAUCGAGUGCCAGCGAUCGCGCUUUUGCUGAGGCGAUACGCGAAAAGUUUGCACUCGAUGAAGACAACGACCAAGACAUUUUGGACCAGCAUGUGUCGCGUGUGUGGAAAGACCAGACGCCACAUCGCUCGCCCGGCACAAUGUCACCCUGCCCGCCUAUACCAUCGAGAAGACGCACGGCAACACAUGACUCCGGCAUGGUCAGUGAUGGUGCCAUGAGUCUGAGUGGACACUCAAUGAAGCACUCAAAAUCCAUGCCCGAUUCCAGUUCCUGCUCUAGGAAGCUAACAAAUAAAUGGCCUUCGAUGAACACAGACAGCGGCAUAAGCAUGUACUCUGCUGACACAGUCAUGAAAUACAAGGAGUCAAGCUCCCGGUCUGGUUCAAGUUCGGCAUCAAAAUUGGAGGAAGGAAAACGAAGACUGGAAGACGAGCCGCGUCGCUCUCGUCGUUAUGCCCAACCGCAGCUACAAUCCCAUAUGGUGGCCAUGCAGCAGCAGCAGCAACAACAGCCAUUAUCUUCCUUCAGCAGUAGUAGCAGUGGCAGCAGUACAAUGCAUCAUCAUCAGCCUGCAACUGUUGCAACAUGUCCACCGCCGCUGCCUAUCAAGCCACCGGAGACGGUUGUUGUGUUCUCAUUCUGCGAAGAGCCAGUUCCUUACAGAAUUAAAAUACCCGGUACUCAGCCGACCCUGCGCCAAUUCAAGGACUUUCUGCCCAGAAGGGGACACUUUAGAUUCUUUUUUAAGACGCAUUGUGAAGACCCUGAUAGUCCAGUGAUUCAGGAAGAGAUUGUUAAUGACUCCGAUAUACUGCCGUUGUUCGGAGACAAAGCGAUGGGUCUUGUCAAACCAUCCGAUUAAACAUUAAGCAUUAAGAAUAGAUUUUGUAUUUAAGCUAAAUUAUGAAAUGUGAGGGAGGGAGGGGAGUUAAGAAUGAUGUAUGGCUUGUACGUGCAUCUUAGAGAUACAAACUCGAGAAGCUAUUCCCAGAAAUCAAAACUUAAAUAGAACUAACUGUACAUUCAAUAGGCUUUUGCAAGCAUCACAAACUAUUGUACGUGGGGGAUCUGUGGGGGAGGAAGACUGGGACUGGGACUGGGACGGGAACGGGAAAGGGGGAAGCGGGCUUAUGGGGUAGUGGUGGGGAGGAGCAAUGUGUUUCAUCAUUUCGUCCUUAACAUCUGGAGGUAUUUUUCUAAAUAAACAUAUGAUUAACGAUAAUGAAUUAACACCGAAAUCAAUUUGAUGUAUAUGUAUAUGUAUAUGUAUAUGUAUUUGUUAUAAGUCGAACAACGCGAAUCGUACAUUUACGUAUAUAUGUAUUUAUGAUAUUUUGUAUAUGUUAACACAUAAACUCAACGAAGAUCCUGAAAAUUAAGUCAAAAACUUUGUAUAUCCCACGUACCAAACACACACACAUACACACAAACAAUAGAAAUUAUUGAGCACAGCACAAAAAUGCAAAUUAAAUAAUUGAUAGAUGGAAAAAAUUAAGAAAACAAUUUGAUGGGUAUUCCUGAAUUUGGAUUUGUUUGUUACUUUUUACUAACUAUGGACUGCCUGCAAUAAAUUUUGUUAAU